This is a messenger RNA of Erythranthe guttata (spotted monkey flower), 804 nucleotides long. Its product is annotated as citrate-binding protein. The record is from RefSeq and is a predicted model, not a curated record. Lineage: Eukaryota; Viridiplantae; Streptophyta; Magnoliopsida; Lamiales; Phrymaceae.
AAAUUACCAAGAACAAAAUUAAAUGGCUUCAAAUAUUUCUCUACACUCUAUUUUACUUGUGCUAAUUAUUAUAACGUUGUACUACAAAGUUGUUGUGGGGUGGGUACCUGUAAUAACCGAUCCCACAAAAGGGUUCGUUUCUCAGCGUUUGAACGAAUCGAAUCUCGUGAUCCAACGGCCGUACGACGUGCCUGAAAACCGACGGUACAGAUUCGACAACGGCGUUCACAAACUGUGGGUUUUCAACACCGACAAGCCUCACUCUAUCAUCAGUAACACCAACCCUCGUACCGAGAUUCGAGUAAAGGGAUACGACUAUUCGUCGGGGGUGUGGCAAUUCGAGGCGUACGGGUACGUGCCAUGUGGCACUUCCGGAGUGUGCAUCAUGCAAGUGUUCGGGUCGGCCCCACCUUACGCGACAACACUAAUGCUCCGAGUGUACAACGGUACGCUCGCGUACUAUCGAGCGCCUGUCGUUGCGCCAAAUAUAUACGAUCGAUGGUUCAGAUUGAACGUGAUUCACGACGUAGAAGCGAGUAGAGUAGAGGUAUACAUCAAUGGAGUUUUGAAGUAUGAAGGGAGUGGAAGAGGGGGAGCCUCUCAUUACUUCAAGUGUGGAGUCUAUGCACAAAAUGAUGAUUCUUAUUACAUGGAAUCACGUUGGAAGAAAAUUAGAAUCCUUAAAAAAUGUGACUAAUUAAUUAGAUAUUAUAUAUGUGGUACUUUUAAAUUAGUGUGUGUUUGUAAUAAAAUAAUAAAUCCAUGUUUUAGUAAUUAUAUGUAUUAAUGUUUGGUAGAUUUUAA